CAGAAAAGAAGUUUCGCGAGAAAAGAACGUAAAGUAAUGCUUCUAGUUUCUUCUUUUUCUUCCAUUAAUAUUAGUAUUUACUUAUUCUUUUCUGUACCUCCUUGCGAAACUUCUAGAACCAUUACUACAGAAAACAAGAAUUCGUUCUCUCGUGCUAGACUCUUCUCCAUGGCUCCAUCGGCGGAACACAAUGGAGACUCCUCAACCGGCGAGUCUCAAAGAUCAACUCCGACACCGUUUAUCACCAAGACGUACCAGAUCGUUGAUGAUCGCACCAUCGACGACGUCGUUUCAUGGAACGAUACCGGAACAUCCUUCGUCGUUUGGAAUCCUACCGUUUUCGCGAGGGAUUUGCUUCCUAAAUAUUUCAAGCACAAUAACUUCUCCAGCUUCGUACGCCAACUGAAUACUUAUGGAUUUAAAAAAGUUGUGGCUGAUCGCUGGGAAUUCUCUAACGAAUGCUUUCGAAGAGGCGAGAAACGCCUUUUAUGUGAUAUUCAGCGACGGAAAAUCGUUUCAAAAUCGCCGCCGGCAGUUAUCAAUGGCGGUGCAACUGCAACAGUGGUGUCGUCUCCGUUGCAAUCGGUUUUGACUGCAAAUCCGAUCGUAUCGCCGUCAAUUUCGGGAGAGGAGCAGGUGGUGUCUUCGGAUUCGUCGCCAUUAGAGCAGGCGGCCCUAUUAGAAGAGAACCAGAGGCUUAGAAAGGAGAACAUGCAAUUAACGACGGAAAUAGAUGAAAUGAAAUCCCUCUUCAAUAAUAUAUUCAAUCUUAUGUCUAAUUAUGCGAAAUUUCAAGCGGAAAGUGGUGCACAUGGAAAAGAGGCAACGAAGACGCUUAAUUUGUUGCCGGAGAAGCGGUACGAUGGAGAAGAUACGGCGGCGAUGGUGGUGGAUGAUAAUUACCCGCAGCUGUUUGGGGUGGCGAUAGGUAGGAAGCGAGCAAGAGAAGAAGGGAAGUGUGUUGAGUAGUUUAAUGAAAUGUUAAGCCUGAAUCAAUUGGUUCACGUGGACGAGAAAUCAGAGUCGUUAGAUUUACAGAUAAGGCAUAAAGAGAAAAACAAUGUGGCUAAAUCAGCCGUUCAGAGAGAAUCAGAGUGUGUGAAAUUGACUUAUUAUGGUGUUGUACGUGAUAGGAAGCAUGAUAGGCUACGUUAGAUGCGGCGUAGACAAUCUGAGCUCACAAACACGGAGACGCAAGUUUCUGAUGUCUAGUAUGCGUUGUAAUCGUUUGGACAGUUACAGUUUUGCAAUUAAAAAAUAUAUUUUUUGUUUGUUUUA
Molecule: messenger RNA, 1278 nt
Organism: Lathyrus oleraceus (garden pea)
Lineage: Eukaryota; Viridiplantae; Streptophyta; Magnoliopsida; Fabales; Fabaceae
Product: heat stress transcription factor B-2b
Exons: 2
Coding region: 37-969 (310 amino acids)
Biological process (GO): regulation of transcription by RNA polymerase II
Cellular component (GO): nucleus
Molecular function (GO): RNA polymerase II cis-regulatory region sequence-specific DNA binding; DNA-binding transcription factor activity
Source: RefSeq, a predicted model, not a curated record